AUGGCCGCUCGAUCGGUAUCGCUACGGCUGGCGGCCGCUUGUAGAGCCGCUACUCAAACCGUCCGACCCCAUACCGCCACUCCAAUCAUGAGGGCGGCAGCAUUGUCCCCGUCCUCGUCGUCACGGAGUAGCCAUGCAUUGGCCGUUCACCGCGACACAGCCGACAACCAUGCGAACAUUCCAUUUAAAUUCAGUCCGGAGAACGAAAAGCUGAUUGCGGAGAUUCUGAAGCGAUAUCCUCCGCAGUAUAAGAAGGCAGCUGUGAUGCCUGUUCUCGAUCUGGGUCAGCGACAACAUGGGUUUUCGAGCUUGAGUGUUAUGAAUGAGGUCGCUAGAAUACUUGAGAUGCCGCCGAUGAGGGUUUAUGAGGUCGCAAGUUUCUAUACGAUGUACAACCGCAACCCGGUGGGCAAGUUCCAUCUACAGGUUUGCACGACCACGCCGUGCCAACUUUGCAAUUCCGACUCGAUCAUGAAGGCCAUCGGAGAUCAUUUGGGGAUUAAGCCGGGACAUAGUACCGAAGAUGGGAUCUUUACUUUCAGCGAGGUGGAAUGUCUAGGUGCUUGCGUCAAUGCACCAAUGGUCCAAAUCAACGACGACUUCUACGAAGACCUAACCCCAGAAUCAACAGUACAGCUACUAGAUGCCCUGAAGGGCUACGCACAAGCCACCAAGGAUCUACCGAUAAACACCACCGUUAUCACCGGUGAUGUUCCUCCAGAAGUCAAGGGAAUACCGAAACCGGGACCGUUGAGCGGUAGAGCGACAUGUGAGAAUAGUAAGGGACUGACGAACUUGACGAGUCCGAUGUGGGGACCCGAGACUACAAGACCUGAUUUGUAA
Molecule: messenger RNA, 843 nt
Organism: Orbilia oligospora ATCC 24927
Lineage: Eukaryota; Fungi; Ascomycota; Orbiliomycetes; Orbiliales; Orbiliaceae
Exons: 4
Coding region: 1-843 (280 amino acids)
Molecular function (GO): NADH dehydrogenase activity
Source: RefSeq, a predicted model, not a curated record